AUGUGGCAGAAGAAGUUUUUAACCCCCCCUUGUCACCCCCGCCUCUGCCGCUGCUCUGACACCGUCCGGUGCCACCGCCGGGGACGGACGGAACAAGGCGGCGGCAGCAGCAGCAGCACGGGCUGGAGCCCGGCCCGGCUUUCCCACCCCAGCAGCCUGCCACACUGCCAACGCCACAGAAGUGACCCAAGCUCCGCGGCCUCCGAGCCCUCGCACUCUCCGCCCAGGUGCCGGGACCGCGGCGCCCGCAGCCCUUUACCAGACGGGGUCUUCCUGCCGCCUCCCGGCGGGACGCUUCAGCCCCUCCGGCGGGCCUCCUCCCCGCCCCGCCCGGCAGCCCAGGACAAGGCCGCCGUGCCCCCGCUGCCUCACGAAGGGACAGACUGCGCUCACCGGCCACCACGCCCCGUCUUACUACCGGUACCUGUUACCGGUACCUGCCGCCACCGCCGCCCGGCCCGGCCCGGCCCGCCCGUCUGUCAGCACCCGCAGCAUCCGCCGCCCGCCGGAAGCGCGCGGCCCGUCGCCCGGGGAACACCGCCCCGCCCCGUCCUCUGCCGGACGCUGUCCGGGGGUACCUGCCGCCCCUUCGCAGCGUUCCGCGGCAUGGAGGGCCCCGGCUCCGGUUCCGACCUCUCCCCCGGCGGCGGUGAGGAGGCUCCCGGAGCGAUCUGCCCGCUGCUGCGGAGCCUGCCGGCCGGGCUGGCCCUGGGGCCGUCGCUGUCCCGGGCGCGGGCCAUGGGCGUGUGGUGUGUGGGCCGGGCCCUGCCGGCUGGCGCGCUCCUAGGGCCGCCCGGCGGGGUCCGGGAGGAGGCGGCGGGGCCGGGGCCGUGCUGGAGGAGCCUGGUACAGCGGAGCCCGAAGGAGGCGGAGGCCAACGUGGAGCUGGGCCGGGCGGGCAGCUGGCUGCGGGCUCGGCGAUCCAUCGCGGCGGGCACCGAACUGCUCUACUGGCCCCAGGAGACCCGCGGGGCCGCGGCGGAGCAGCUGCAGUCGGCCGUAGGCGAGGGGAUAGCGGUGCCACGGGAGGCCGGGCCGAGGAGGCUGCCGGCGGCCGAGGAGCAGGGGGACGGGGCCUCUCCCGGCGGGACGUCGGCGGAGCCCCUCGCAGGGGAUCUCAAUGUCUGCGAGGUGGUAGCUGAGGACACCACAGUCCUUGAUGUCCCUGCUGAGGUUAGGAGGCCACUCCUCAAGGGUGUCCAUAGGCUGCAAGACGAGGAAAGGACAGCUUCCAAAUGGGAGCCAUGGCAAGCCAAGGUGCUGAGGACUGAGGAUCUGCACCUCGAGACCAUCUCAACCAUUAAGGCCACUGACAGGUGCAAGGGUGUGGAUCACACAGCAGAAAACGUGGAGAUGGGCCAUAAAGAGGCGCGUCUGGGAGACAUGGAUCCAUUGUCACACUCAAAUGGGGUUCGACUCAGUGCUCCCAUGGUUGUGAAGCCAUGCAAGGUGCAUGCUCUGUCCAGCCAGCUCCAGAAGUGCACGCAGGACUGUGGUGUCAGGACAGCUGGGCACAAACUCCAGCAGCCCAACCCUUCCGGAGGAGUGAGUGUUGAGACUUGCGAGAAAGACACCAAAGCUUCCAAAGACUCCAAGCUGGCAUCCCCAGAGCCCAGUGAAAACGGCCCACUGGAGAAACCCAAGGAGCAGGAGGAGUGCACAGAGAUUGUGGAGGGUCAUUCUGGCAGCCCAGACCCCCCACUAAAAGCUCCCUCCCGGAACGAGACAGUCAAACGCAGGCACCGCUGCGGGGAGUGCGGCAAAGCCUUCCUGCAGCUCUGCCACCUCAGGAAGCACCGCUUUGUCCACACUGGCCACAAGCCCUUCCUCUGCACUGAGUGUGGCAAGGGCUACAGUUCAGAGGAGAGCUUCAAAGCCCACCUGCUGGCCCACCGGGGUGUGCGGCCCUUCCAGUGCCCGCAGUGCGAGAAGGCGUACCGCACCCAGCGAGACCUGCGGGACCACCAGCUCCUGCACACGGGCCAGCGCCCCUUCUCCUGCCAGCUCUGCGGAAAGGCCUUCGCGCGCCGGCCCUCGCUCCGCCUGCACCGCAAGAUCCACCUGGCGCCGGGGGCCGCUCCCCGGGGCUGCCCCUGCGCCGUCUGCGGGCAGUGCCUAUCCAGCCCCGGCUCCCUGCGCAGCCACAUGCGGCUGCACAGUGGGGAGCGGCCAUACCCCUGUCCCCACUGCGGCAGGGCCUUCCGGCAGCAGAGCCACCUGCGCCAGCACCUGCGCCUGCACACGGGCGAGAAGCCGCACCGGUGCCGCUUCUGCGGCAGCGCCUUCCCCGCGCUGCCCGAGCUGCGCCGACACCUCAUCUCCCACACCGGGGAGGCUCACCUCUGCGCCGUCUGCGGCAAAGCCCUGCGGGACCCACACACCCUGCGCGCCCACGAGCGCCUGCACGCCGGCGAGCGGCCGUUCCGCUGCGAGUGCUGCGGCAAGGCCUAUGCCCUGGCCACCAAGCUGAGGCGACACCAGAAGUCCCACCAGGCUGACAAGCCUUACCGCUGCCAGCUCUGCGGCAUGGGCUAUGCCCUUCCUCAGGGCCUCGCGCGACACGCGCUCACCCACGAGGCAGCAAAGGACCCCGAGGGAAUCGGCGUCGCCGCGGCCUCACUCGCUGUGGACCUACCCCAGGUGGCAAAGAAGUCUCAGAGGAAGGGCCACCAGGAGGAGGUGGCAGCAGAGCCCAUGUCGCUCGUGGUGGAGGGGCAGGGGCCAGCGAAUGGGGCUGAGCUGCUGCUCACUCACUGUGUUACUACUCGCCAGUCUCAGGGCAGCCUCCUGGAUCCUGGGGCACGUGAAAGGCCCGCGGGGUGUUUGCCAUCAGCAAGGGACAUGAUUGAAAUCACCAUCACUGAGCACGAGGAGAAAUGCGUUAUAGUGCAAGAUGAGGGUUCACCCAAUGAUGUGGUUGUCAUCCAAGAAGGGGUGGGCUUUGGAGCAGUGGCAGAAGUAGUGGAGGUUGAGACCGGGACCUGACUAUCCCAGCCUGCCCCAGCUCAUCUUUGUACAUAUUAAAAUGGGAUUAAAAAAACAUCAAACCCCCUAGGUCUGUUGUCUCUCUGUGGCAAUAAGGCCCCGUGACACAGCCCCAGACAGAACUGGCUAUGAAUGGUGCUAGGAAUGCAGUAAGGUGACAAUCUGAGAACUUUGUGAUUUCUACAUUCAGUUUUUGUAGACAUUGUACAUUCAGACAGUUUGUAGACAAGGUGCUAGAGUCUGAUCUGUAACACUUUGAUGUGAAGUGAGGAUGGAAG
Molecule: messenger RNA, 3263 nt
Organism: Calypte anna (Anna's hummingbird)
Lineage: Eukaryota; Metazoa; Chordata; Aves; Apodiformes; Trochilidae
Gene: ZNF408
Product: zinc finger protein 408
Exons: 5
Coding region: 1-2985 (994 amino acids)
Biological process (GO): regulation of transcription by RNA polymerase II
Cellular component (GO): nucleus
Molecular function (GO): DNA-binding transcription factor activity, RNA polymerase II-specific; RNA polymerase II transcription regulatory region sequence-specific DNA binding
Source: RefSeq, a predicted model, not a curated record